AUAUAAAAAUUAAAUAAUAUUUUGCAAUGGUUUUAGUUGUUAAACAAAGCUCAUAAUUCUUGUCUGUAGAUGAGAAAUGUCUGAAAGUGUUGAUAUUAAAACUUUUGUCGUUUUGGAUUUAGAAACAAAUGCAUUUCCCUCCGAAAAUUUUAACACUUGUUCUGUUACGGAAUUUUCAAUUUAUGCUUUCUCAGCAGAAUGUCUUAUCAAUAAAGACGUUUACUUUAAGCGGUUUCUACAAGAACUUUCUGCGGAAGGAGUAGAUGAUUUCCAUCAGGGGCCACCAGACUUGCCACGCGUCCUUCAUAAAUUGACAUUAAUGAUACGCCCAAGUGGCUUAAUUCAGCAAUCAGCUGAAGAUAUAACAGGUCUAAAUAAUGAGAUGCUAGAAAAUCAAUCACCAUUUGAUGAAGGCACAGCUACAUGUAUCAACCAAUUUCUGGGGCGUCUACAUGAGCCCGUUUGUAUCGUUGCCCAUAAUGGAUGGUCAUAUGACUUCCCAAUAGUCCGAUAUGUUUAUGAAAAAUGCAACAAGUUGUUGCCUUCAUCUAUAUUAUGUGUGGAUUCCUUAAAAGCUUUUCGUGAAAUCGAUGAAAAGUACAAUAUAUUAAAAAAUGCCUUAAAAGUAAUGAACCUGCUUGUGCCAGAUGAUGAAUUAAAAAAGAAUGAACUUGGUCGAAACAAUUCACCACUAACUACUGAUCCUUUCGAAGAAAAUUCAAAAAUAGAUUGGCAAGGUAUUAAUGAGACGUCACCUCAGAAGAAGAAACCGGAAAAGCCUACUUAUAGUUCAUUAUUAAAUGAGUUGAAAUCCUUGUCAGACUCUGACCCGCCGUCUAAAAAGUUACGUGUUAAACGUUCUUUAUUUGCUAAUGAUUAUACUCUAUCAAAAUAUCCUAAAAAAUCCCUUUACAAAUUGGGCACAAUAUAUAAACGUUGUUUCAGUCAGCAUGCCGUUAAUCUACAUCGCGCUGAAAAAGAUGUGGAGGUUUUAACAAAAUUAAUGUUUCAUUAUGGUACAGAUUUUCUAGCCUAUGCUGAUGCACGAAAGCAAUUGUUUUCACAGGUUCCCAAGUUAGGUUCAUCAACCAAUUGAUCUGUACUUAUUGGUGCUAAUAAGAUAAAUAGUUCAAAUUUCCUUGUAAUGCAUUUUUUAAAUACUUUUUUAUACAGAAUAAAUAUUUUUAUACCUAAACAAAAA
Molecule: messenger RNA, 1201 nt
Organism: Calliphora vicina (urban bluebottle blowfly)
Lineage: Eukaryota; Metazoa; Arthropoda; Insecta; Diptera; Calliphoridae
Exons: 3
Coding region: 77-1096 (339 amino acids)
Biological process (GO): DNA catabolic process
Cellular component (GO): cytoplasm
Molecular function (GO): nucleic acid binding; 3'-5'-DNA exonuclease activity
Source: RefSeq, a predicted model, not a curated record